UUCAGAAUUUAAAACUGGAAAUGCAUUAGAAUUGACUCAACAUUGAAUGCAAGCUUAUGAACAUUCAACAAUUUGAUUGCAGUCAAAUCUUUAACAAGUUCCAUAAUGACAGUUUGACGCAUAUGUUCCUCGCAAAACCUUAUACCUACGAUCUAACUUAUCACGUGUCCUGCGUGUUAAGAGCGGUUGUUGUCCCGCAUUUUCUAUACAUUUGAAGACAGUUCCCCGGGUAGCUGCCAUAGUAUAGCGACUCUCACGAAUUCAAGAAAGUUCCCCUAAUCGCGAGCAAUUUUCAAACGAUAUCGCUUUUUUGCAAAUCUUCAGCUUCAACUCUAGAAGUAGUAGUGUUUUAUUGAGUCGCAAUAAAUUGAACUUAUUUUCUAAUUCAAAAUGUCAGACGAGAAAAAGGAUUCUAAAGAAUCGGAGCACAUCAACUUGAAAGUGCUUGGGCAAGAUAACGGUGUGGUCCAGUUCAAAAUCAAAAAACAUACACCUUUGAGAAAACUAAUGAAUGCUUACUGUGACCGAGCGGGCCUGGCGAUUGCUGCAGUCAGAUUUCGAUUCGAUGGACAACCAAUUCAUGAAUUAGAUACACCAUCAACAUUAGAAAUGGAAGAAGGUGAUACUAUAGAAGUAUAUCAACAACAAGUAGGCGGGAAUCUACUAUAGAAAUAAUAAUAUCAUACAUCCGUACAUUAUCACAUUUAAGCGUACAACUAGUAACUUUAAUAUCCUUGACGAAUACGUUUUUCUAUUUUAUUUUUAAAUGUAAGUAAGGUUCAAAAAUUAAACAGAAGUUAUUUUGUAACUUUAUUCCAUUUAAAGAUUUACAAAUGUCAUUAUUAUUCAAUAAGUAAGAAACUUUUUUAUUUUACAUAAAUUUCUUAAAUUAUAGAAUUCUAAAGUAAUUUAUGUAACUACAGUGAAUGUAUAUUUUUAAAUAAAUGUAUAAUAGCAAA
Molecule: messenger RNA, 959 nt
Organism: Trichogramma pretiosum
Lineage: Eukaryota; Metazoa; Arthropoda; Insecta; Hymenoptera; Trichogrammatidae
Gene: Sumo
Product: small ubiquitin-related modifier 3
Exons: 3
Coding region: 391-669 (92 amino acids)
Biological process (GO): protein sumoylation
Cellular component (GO): nucleus
Molecular function (GO): protein tag activity; ubiquitin-like protein ligase binding
Source: RefSeq, a predicted model, not a curated record